GCUAGUUCGCCGCCUUGUCUCUGUGGCGAACAGUGUGUGUGUGCGGUGCCAACUGUAAAAAAUCAAGAAAAUCGUCGAUUUGGGUUGUUUUUGGGCGAUGGGCAGUGUGGAGUGUGUUGUAGGUGUGCAUUGUGUGUGUUGUUAGUGGUCGUGUAGUGCCCUUUGGGAUUACUAGUGUGUUUUUUCGGCGGGAUUUGGCAGUCCUGGUGAGUUCCUCCAACAAUGCGUGGAAAGUGCAAAACGUCGUGUCUUAAGUGCUUCUGAGUGGUGUAUGAAUGUUGUGAUCUAACCUUUUAAUGGAGUAAAAGUAGAACUUGUAAUUGCAUCGCUGUUCUAGACGUGGCUUUACUCGAGGGGUAAGAUGCAGUGUGUGGAGUUGUCGGGCGCCGCGGGGCAAAGACUCGUCGGCGGGGCCCGGACAAUCGCAUGGCGGCCCCAAUGAGAUCCAGCUCGCAGGACGCGAGCCACCGACCGAGGGUGGCGGACUCCAGGACAGGGAACGCCACGGCGAAGCCAGACAUCACAACCACCACCACCCAACCCUCAACAAAUUUCGAAUACGAUGACAACGAAUGGGAUAUAGGAAUCGGUGAUCUCAUUAUCGACUUGGAUGCGGACAUAGAAAAGACCAACGAGGGGGCCAACACCCACACUAUGGCCGCGAACGCCGGAGGCCCGCAAGCCGCCAAAGCGGCCGCCACCGCCAAGAUGGCCAUCGAGCAUUCAGCCACCGUCGACAAAGGCCUGAAGAUGAAAAUCAAACGCACGAAACCGGGUACUAAAACCUCGGAAGCCAAACACGAAAUUGUGAAAUCCAACGAGUUGAACGGCACUGCCGAGGGGAAGCACACAGCCGGUGUGAAUGCCGCCCCCGGCGCCGCCCCCGGGGGCAACAGUAAGCGCGGUUCGAGUGGCCACCGCCGCGACAAGAUCAGAGACAAGCACUCGUCGGCCGAUAAGGCGGGACAGAAGGGGGCGGCGGCAAGAUCCGCCGCCAAGCCGGAACAGGCCAAAGUGGCCGCCGCCAAUGCGCCGCCGACGAAUACACCCGCCACCAAUAUCAUCGACGAACGCAGCUCGUCGCCGCCUCCAAAGAAGCUCAAAACCGAACCCAAGGAUGUUUCGGACGUGUGUAUUGGCACCAGUGUGGGAACCAUCACCGAACCCGAUUGUUUAGGCCCUUGUGAACCCGGUACCAGUGUCACGCUUGAGGGAAUCGUAUGGCACGAGACUGAAGGAGGUGUUCUUGUAGUCAAUGUUACUUGGAGAGGAAAAACCUACGUUGGGACAUUAUUGGACUGUACUCGCCAUGACUGGGCGCCCCCUAGAUUCUGUGAUUCUCCCACAAGUGACCUGGACAAUCGCACCCCCAAAGGACGAGGUAAGAGAGGCCGUUCCCCACCCGUUCCAGGCUCGCCGCCCCCGUCGCCAGUGCUCCUCGAGUGUCCCGAACCCAACUGUUCCAAGAAGUACAAACAUAUCAAUGGGCUCAAGUACCAUCAGUCCCAUGCCCAUGGGUCUGCCGACGACGAGGACACCAAGGAGGUCACUUCCAUGUCGGAGAACGACGAGUCGAAUAUCGAGGCCCCGAGUCCCGCCACUCCGGUCAAAUCGCCGGAAAAGGGACAAGACAGCCCCCUUACGCCCAAAAAGGAGGAAUUACCGAUGAUUUUAAGGGGGCUGGAGGUGUCUAGUCAACCAGCCACGCCGAGGAGCACACCCCCGUCACCAGCAACGAGCGAUCUGGGGGGCGCAGGCUCACCCACGGUUCAAAUCGAGAAAAGUGUGGUCAAACCAGGAGUCUUGCGAUACACACCCACCGAGGAGUUCCCCGUCGGGGUCUUCGCCAACAAAACACCAGCAGCAGGUCCGGCGUUGGGGCCUUCCAGUGUGCGUGCCGUGCCCCCCGAGCCGGCUAGCCCCCAGACUGACCCCCCGAGUGCUCAACCGCAGUCUUUCGCAUCUUUGCCCCCGCAGCAGUUCACCCAGCCCCCAACAUUGCUAAUUCCCCCACAGAAUCUCCAAACUGCUCCUCCAAUGUCCCCCCAUGCGCCCCAAUCCCCCAAGAUAACGCAAUUCAAAGUGAAGCCCACUGCCGCUCUCAUGCCCGAAGACAAGUCAAAGGCACAACAAAAUAACAAGACUCAAAGUUUCAAGAAAAAGAAUCGGAAGAGCCCCGCCGGGAGCCCCCAUCCGCCCCAGACCGAGCAACCUGUCUUCGGCGUGGAGCAAACAGCCAGGGAUGAGGUGCAGAGCCCCGCGUAUUCGGAUAUUUCCGACGAUGGGGCCCCCCCAGUUGAGAGCGACAUGGGGGAUAAGAGUAAGAGUGCGGAUAAGAAGAGCGAGUCGGGGCAGGUGCCCCACAUGCCCCAAUAUGGUAUGUAUCCAUUCUAUGGACAGCCCCAGUAUUUGGUGCCCCAAGAAGGCAAGAAGGAUGAGAAAACGGGGGAAAAACCCGAUAAAGAUGGUAAGAAAGAAGGAAAUGAUUACCAACAAAAAAUUUUACCUCAACAACAUUACUACCCAUAUGGUUAUAUGCCAGGGUACCCCCCAUACAAUAUGGAUCCGAAUUUUGGUGGCGUCCCCAUGGUUCAAGAAGACAAAAUCAAAGAAGAACGGAUUAAAGAGACCCCCAGUCCUAUUGAGCAACCCAUCAAACAGCCCCCAGCCCCCAUUCCUAACCCCAUUCAAGUCCCUAAAGUGAAAACGGAGCCCCCACCAAAGGAGAAACACCAAAACGAAAACCACCAAAUCCUCAAAGAAAGCAUCGAAAUCAAGAACCAAAUGAACCCUUAUAUGUACCCCCGACAACAACAGCCCCCACAUGACGACGUACGUCGUUUCUACACCCACAAAACCCCCACACCGACUAAACAACCCCCGCCUCCUAGCCCCAGUCUCAAACAUAAAGACCCCAAACCGGAGGAGAAAAAAGACAAGGAUUUGAAACAAGAGGGGGUGAAACCCACGAUGGAGACACAGGGCCCCCCACCGCCCCCCACUUCCCAAUACGCUUACAUCCAUCCCAGUUACAUGCAAUCGGCCCAUUAUGGGGCCCUCCCUUUUGACCCCAACCAUCCCAUGUAUCGGGGGAUUAUGGUACCGGGGCCCUACAGUGGUAAUCCCUAUUUGCACCAAAUCCCGAGGUAUCAUGCCCCCGAGGAUUUAUCUCGGGCUCCGCCCCCCAAAGCCCUCGAUAUGCUCCAACAUCAUGCUCAGUACUACUCCUCGCACAAAAUACACGAAUUGCAAGAGAGGGCUAUCAAAAGUCCCACACCGAAGACUUCAAUUGCCAGUUCGAGUCCGAGUACGAGUCAAUCGGCUCCUGUGUCACAGCCCCAAAUGACGCAGCCCCCCACGUCGACGACGAGUACGACACCAGCGGGGAAACAAACACCGGGGGACGGCAAAGACUCCAGAUCGCCGCCCCCACAAAGACACGUACAUACGCAUCAUCAUACGCAUGUGGGGCUCGGGUAUCCCAUGUAUCCGCCCCCAUAUGGAGCGGCGGUGUUGGCGAGCCAGCAAGCAGCAGCAGUGACAGUUAUAAAUCCUUAUCCGACCAAGUGAGUGCCCGAACUCGAAAGAAGUAGUGACUAAAGCAUUCCAUAGUUGUGUCUUGUUAUAUAGUGUGCACUGCUGAUGUAACCUGAUGACUUGAUUUAGAUCCACAGCUGUUUUGCAAUGCAAACGUAUUGUACAUUAUGAUUUGAUUGAUUGUAAAUAGUGUAAAGACAUUGUCUCAUGUCUUUUAAAGUCAUAAAAGAUUAGUUGAUACUUUGUAGUAGACUGAUAUUUGACUUAUUAGAAAGUACUGUGUAUUUUUUAAUGUAAAACUGUCUUCUUUAUUAUUAUUAUUAUAUAAAAAAAAAGAAAAAAUUGAUACGGUUAGAUAUAUAACUUUUUAUUUUUACUAUUUUACAUUGUUUGUUCCAUUCCAGUUUUAUUGGAAUAUUUGUAUAAUUAAAACACUGUCCUUUUUUACUUAAACAGUUGGAGUCUGUACAUCUUGUAAUAUUCUGUAAAUAAGCCAUGACAUAAUAAAAUUGUAUAAAUUACAAGUUUUGAAGCCUUUUGUUGCUUUGCUAAUUCAUCACACUCAAGUGCAAGAAAACAUUUUCGGAUUUUCUUACACUGUGAUAAUUCCAAAACUGCGACUUUUGUGAUACCAAACAUUUGAGAAGAUUACCUAUUGUACAGACUACGAGGGGCUUUAUGUAAAGUUGCUUAAUAAAAAUAAACAAACUAAAACUUUUGUUAUUCUUGGACAUUUUUUUGAUAAAUGUUGUACAAAACUGUUACAUCUGUUGUCAAAAAAAUAAAUGUCUUUCAUAACCAA
Molecule: messenger RNA, 4339 nt
Organism: Tribolium madens (black flour beetle)
Lineage: Eukaryota; Metazoa; Arthropoda; Insecta; Coleoptera; Tenebrionidae
Product: zinc finger protein 609-like
Exons: 11
Coding region: 427-3570 (1047 amino acids)
Biological process (GO): regulation of transcription by RNA polymerase II
Cellular component (GO): nucleus
Source: RefSeq, a predicted model, not a curated record